Messenger RNA from Diospyros lotus (date-plum), 1763 nucleotides. RefSeq names its product glucan endo-1,3-beta-glucosidase 5. Gene Ontology annotation, biological process: carbohydrate metabolic process. Gene Ontology annotation, molecular function: hydrolase activity, hydrolyzing O-glycosyl compounds. The transcript is spliced from 3 exons. NCBI's taxonomy places the organism in Eukaryota, Viridiplantae, Streptophyta, Magnoliopsida, Ericales, Ebenaceae. Gene Ontology annotation, cellular component: plasma membrane. The record is from RefSeq and is a predicted model, not a curated record. The coding region runs from base 29 to 1519 and encodes 496 amino acids.
AGGAAAUUAAGAGAGAAACCUAGCUAAGAUGAGAGAGACUACCAUGAAUAAUUGGGUUUUCAUGUUAAUCGGGCUCUUUCUCCCCUCCUUCAUACUGCUGGCUGAAAUUCUGGGUGUGGAGGGGCUGGCAUGCAACUGGGGACUGCAAGCAUCCCACCCCCUUCCAGCCAACAUAGUGGUGAAGCUGAUGAAGGAGAAUGGGUUUAACAAAGUGAAGCUCUUUGAAGCUGACCCCGCUGCUAUGAAGGCCCUUGGCAAGUCCGGCAUCCAGGUUAUGGUUGGCAUACCCAAUGAGCUGCUGGCUCCCCUUGCCGGCAGUGUUGCAGCUGCUGAGAAUUGGGUGACCCAAAAUGUUUCUUCUUUUGUUUCCAAAUAUGGGGUGGAUGUAAGGUACGUAGCUGUGGGCAAUGAACCUUUCCUCAAGACUUACAAAGACAAAUUUCUACAAACCACAUUACCAGCUCUCCAAAAUAUCCAAGCCGCCCUCAUCAAAGCUGGGUUGGGGCGUCAAGUCAAGGUAACCGUUCCCCUAAACGCCGACGUCUACCAAACGGACACCGGCGUCCCCUCCGGCGGCGACUUCCGGCCGGACAUCCACAGCCUCAUGAUCUCCAUAAUCAAGUUCCUGAGCAACAACGGCGGCCCACUAACCAUCAACAUCUACCCCUUCCUCAGCCUCUACGACGACCCUCAUUUCCCGGUCGACUAUGCCUUCUUCUCCGGCAACGCAACUCCUGUGGUCGAUGGCAGCGUGUCCUACACCAACGUGUUUGAAGCCAACUUUGACACCCUCAUUUCGGCUCUGGAAAAGAACGGCUUCCCGAACUUGCCAGUGAUCGUCGGCGAAAUUGGGUGGCCGACGGACGGCGACUCCAAUGCUAGCAAGGAGCUUGCGAGGAGGUUUAACCAGGGGCUGGUCGACCGGAUAAUUCAAGGCGCAGGAACGCCGAAGAGGCGGACGCCGACGGAUAUAUACAUUUUUGGGCUGAUUGAUGAAGAUGCUAAGAGCAUUAUGCCUGGGAAUUUUGAGAGGCAUUGGGGUAUUUUCAACUAUGAUGGCACCAUCAAAUACUCGCUUAAUUUAGGCAACAACCGGAGACUGGUGCCGGCCAAGGGGGUGAGGUACUUGGCUAGGCAGUGGUGCAUAAUGGCUCCACAGGCGAGCCUUUCGGAUCCAAACCUGCCCAACAGCAUCAACUACGCUUGUACCUACGCCGAUUGCACCACUGUCGGCUACGGCUCUUCCUGCGGCGGAUUGGACGCCAGGAAGAACGCUUCCUACGCUUUCAACAUGUACUACCAGACCAUGAAUCAGCGCAACGGGGCCUGCCAGUUCUCCAACUUAUCCGUCAUCACAACCAUUGAUCCCUCCGAAGUUAACUGCAGGUUCGAGAUCAUGAUCGACAUCGGCAAGCAUGAGAAGGCCAAGAGUCCAACCACUUCCUGGGCUGGAGAAAAUAAGUUUGUCUCAUUGGCAGUGGUGGUGUCAUCUUUGGUCAUUGGGUUUCUGGGUAUAUGAUUGACACUAUCGUCAAGCGAUUGGCCGCAUUUCUAGUCCUUGAUGUUUGUGAUAUUCUAAUGGUUCUUCAAGAUUCUUUCGAGUGUUUUUCUGAUUAAAUCCAUUAAGAUUUUCUUAUUUUUUUAUAUGUCUAGGAUGACGUUUUCCCCCCCUCCCUUUUAUUAAAGCAGAUGUACAGGCUAGUUUUUAUGGGAUUCUGUUCAAUGAUUGGUUCAUCUUCCAUUCGUGAUCUAAAUUCUAAGUU